Molecule: messenger RNA, 6431 nt
Organism: Anolis carolinensis (green anole)
Lineage: Eukaryota; Metazoa; Chordata; Lepidosauria; Squamata; Anolidae
Gene: shisa2
Product: shisa family member 2
Exons: 2
Coding region: 1758-2633 (291 amino acids)
Source: RefSeq, a predicted model, not a curated record
GCCAGGGAGCGGAGCAGGAGUCGAGAAAGGAGCGAGCGAGGGAGCGAGCGGCGACCAUCCCCUCCGGCGCGGAGGGGGAAACAAGCGAACAAGGGCGGAGCCGAGGUGGACUUGCGCCUGGAGGAAGGGAAGGAGGUGGCAAAGGCGAGGCAGAACUCUGAAAAGGGGAAAGAAGAAGAAGGAGGAGGAGGAGAACCUGCCUCCUUUUCUCCCGUCUCGUUCUCUCCCCUUGAGGCGCCCAAGUAACUUCGGAGCGUAGACUGAGAACAACCGGGCAAAAAAGUCUUUGAGGACGGAACUGGGACCAGAAAGAGCAAAAGGAUGGCGCGUUGACGGAAAGGGAGGCUGCGCUUCCAAGCCUGGCAGGGUUGACUUCUCUGGCGCUUCACCCUCCCCAGACCCACUUCUCCUCGGCUCUGAGGACGGAAUGAGGGAGGGUGUUUCCCUGCUGCCUCUUGCGCCGGAGGACGGACAGUGAUUGGCGGCGCCUCUCUCCUUCCUGCCUUCUGUUUGCCGGGACCCAUGCGAUGAGAAGGCCGCCCCAGACGCCUCGCAACAGCCGGCAACUGUUCUCAGCGUUGGCCGGACCCCGACAGGCGCCACCGCGCCCCCAAAGGCAGCCCUCCUCUUUCUCCUCCUUUGAGGAGUUCAGCUUGGGUUUCUCCUCCGCCUUGGCAGCCCAGCCGCACCGCUUGGACCCGAGCUGCUCUUUCCACAGGACCUGAAGUGCCCCUCUGCCGACUGAGAGCGCUGUUUUGUUUCCUUUCUCAACCUGGCCGUGGCUUCAAUCUCUUCCAGAGGCGCUGAUUUGACAAGGCGGCGUCUGCGCCUGGCUCCAGGCUUCCCUGCUCCAUCCAGACCAGAAACUUGGCGCCUGGUACGAUAUUAAGGACCCGUCCCUUUUCCGCCGUGAAGGCACGUUGGGCUUCUUUCUUCUGCAGAUAAACAGCUUCCCUCUCACAGAGCCUCCUCACACCAAACAAACAGGAGCUUUACACACAGCAGCCUUCACACUGGAGCUUCACACACGAAGCCUUCAAUCUGGGGCUUCUCUCACUGAAGCUUUUCAAACGGAGGUUUCUCUCACACUGAGGCCUCUCUCACCACAGUGAAGACACUUCUGUUGCUCUUCUAGCCAAUUUUGGAGGCUUCUCUCACACUGAGGCCUCUCUCAUCCCACAAAGACACUUCUGUCGCUCUUCUAGCCAAUUUUGGAGGCUUCUCUCACACUGAGGCCUCUCUCAUCCCACAAAGACACUUCUGUCGCUCUUCUAGCCAAGUUUGGAGGCCUCUCUCACACGGAGGCCUCUCUCACCCCAUGAAGACACUUCUGUCGCUCUUCUAGCCAAGUUUGGAGGCCUCUCUCACACGGAGGCCUCUCUCACCCCAUGAAGACACUUCUGUUGCUCUUCUAGCCAAGUUUGGUGGGCUCCGGAUCCCAAAAGCGCUCUGAGAAAGUGCCAUGCUCAGGCCUGUCACAUCCUUGUACUAGUUUCAUACUGUUGCAUCUUACACUACAAAGUCUACAUCAGUUUGAGAAAAAUAAUAAUUGGCGACCAUCACUUCUGCAGGGUUGGAAUCAGUAUGCCAAUUUGGUGCCAUUGAAGGCGCCUUACAUUCCACCAUCCAUCAAAACCAAUCAUUGGGCAACCCCUCAACUUGGCAGGGGCUUUAUUGUCCCAGGAUGCCAUUAAGGCGACUUUGAAGUUCCCAUACCUGUUGAAAGCCCUAACAUUGGUGGUCCCUGCUACACUGCCAUGCGGCGAGGCGGCUCGUCCUCUCCCUCGCAGGCCUCUCUGCUGCUGCUUCUCCUGGUCUUGCUGCUGUUGGGCCUGGGGGCGCGAGGCAGUGGGGAGUACUGCCACGGCUGGCAGGAGGGCACUGCCUGGCGGGAGGGCUUCCAGUGCCCUGAGCACUUCGACGAUGCCGAUGCCACCAUCUGCUGUGGCACCUGUGCCCUACGCUACUGCUGUGCCCGCCCCGAGGCCCGCCUCGACCAAGGUGUCUGCCACAACGACCGGCAGCCUGGGCCCGGAGAGCAGGGCAGACCCGACAAGGAGGGCCCUGAUGGUGCCGCAGUGCCUAUUUAUGUGCCAUUCCUGAUCGUUGGGUCUGUUUUCGUCGCCUUCAUCAUCUUGGGAUCUCUUGUAGCCGCAUGUUGCUGCCGAUGCCUGCGACCCAAGCAAGAGCCGCAACAGAGCCGAGCGCCUGGAGGCAAUCGGAUAAUGGAGACUAUUCCCAUGAUCCCAAGUGCCAGCACCUCCCGAGGGUCCUCCUCUCGCCAGUCAAGCACUGCUGCUAGUUCCAGCUCAAGUGCCAACUCAGGAGCCCGGGGCCCUCCUACCAGGUCACAAACCAAUUGCUGUUUACCAGAAGGGACCAUGAAUAACGUGUACGUAAACAUGCCUACUAAUUUUUCAGUACUGAACUGCCAGCAGGCUACACAGAUAGUCCCUCACCAAGGCCAGUAUCUGCAUCCACAGUAUGUGGGAUAUGCUGUCCAGCAUGACUCUAUGCCCAUGGCCCCUGUGCCAACUUUUCUGGAUGGUCUGCAAAGUGGAUACAGGCCAAUUCAGUCUCCUUACCCCCACAGCAAUAGUGAACAGAAGAUGUAUCCAGCAGUAACUGUCUAGCUUUUCAAGAAUUAGGGUGAUGGGAAGGGCAAAGGAGCCACACAGACACACAAGCCAAAAGCAUUGCUGCAGAAGACUGUGAGCAGAUGAGAAGAAACGCUACUGAGCAGAAAAAAGGGUUGCUGAGCAUAAUUUGUAAAUAAUUCCGGGAGGCUCAGGCAUGUCAGACAGUAUUUAUAAACUGGGUUCAGUUGCCAAAAAACUGUAAGAGGGUGUCUUAGAAUUAACGUUUCCAGAUAAAGCAUCCCUUCCAAUGCAUGAUUUACAGAGUCAACGGAUUAUACAGAAAAGACAUCUACAUUUCAGCCAGACAAAUGUGUGAAAGAGUGAUUAAAUGCCUGAGCCAUCAAGUGCCCUUCAGGUGUUUCACAAUCAAUGGUAGUUGCCUAGUUAAUAGAGAAUGUUUCUGUAACACAGUACAAGGUAAUAUUUUAGUAUUAAUUGUCUUUUCUUAUCUUUUCUCCCUGAGUCUACCUAUACUUCAUAUUGCUGUACUGACAAUCAUACUGAUGACUGAAGGCUAAAUGGUGCAAUCCUUGUUAUUUAUAUAGUUUUAGAAAUGUCAAACUAAAUUACAGGAAGGGAACAUAGCUCUGAGAGUCAGAGCAAAGGUUUAGCAUAAAGCAGGAUCAGUGAUCAGUGGUGGCUGAAGAUAUUGAGGAAUAUUAGGCCAAGUAUAAUGAUCUCCCAAGUAUAUUGAUCAAGUAACAUCCAGUGUAUUGUAAAGGUGUGCUUUCUUUUUUACUGCAGCAAUCCUCAGGUCAAACUGAAUGUGAUGUUCCCAAAAUCCCAAUACCUAUUUUGUAUUGUGAAUUCCAUACUGGGUUGUGUUUGCUCACAAAGAUGGUUGCUAAAAACUCAAGCUAAGAAUUCAGAACUCUAAUCCCUAGCAUUUGGGUAAAAGUGUACAUGAAAUGUGUUGACUUAAUCUGAGAGUUUUCUUUCAGUGAAACAUCAUAGCCCAACUUCCAGUUAAGUAUGGGUCAGAUGAAGUAUGUCCCUGGAUAUGCAUGAACCCCGUGAGUGUUUCUGAAGUCCUUUGAGUUCCUUAGACUGCCCUAUUGUAUAAAAAUAUGGGGUAAAUUGUCUCUGAAUAGAAGGAUCCAAGUAUUGGAAACGGCAAGAGCUGGUUUUUAAAAAAACAAAACAAAAACACACACACACACACACACACACACACACAAAACAGUGGACUUCUUGGCAUUUUUGUUUUUAUUUUGUUUCAUUCAGUCUGUUUCAACUCCCAUCACACCCAGUGCAGAAACUUUCAGUGGAUCCACCACAGUUGUUUAUGCCUCAAUUAAAUCCAAAAGUCAAAAACAACCCAGAUAGUUUGACAUAAAUGCCCCUCCCCAAAAUGAGAUUCAUCUCCAGUGCAGAUAACAACUGUCAGUGCAAAUCUUUAAACAUGGAAAAGCAUAUCUAGAGCAGGGACACUCAAUAGUUCAAAACAAUACAGCACUAGAAAAUGUAUAGUACCAUUUCUUUGGUAUUUGGAGCCUCAGUAUCUAUAGAUGACUCUUUCAGGGUAAAAAUUAAGUUGGUUAACAAAAAAAAAAUCCCACAUUUGAUGCAGUGUUUUUGGGGAAAUUAGGAUCUUCAGAGGGAUGGCCAUGACUCACAAAAUGCUAUGCUAUGACCCCACUGAGCUGUUGAACUUGCUGACCGAAAGGUUGGCAGUUCAAAUCUGGAGAGCAGAGUGAGCUCCCACUGUUAGGCCCAGCUUCUGCCAACCUAGCAGUUCGAAAACAUGCCAAUGUCAGUAGAUCAAUAGGUACCGCUCCGGUGGGAAGGUAACGGUGCUUCAUGCAGUCAUGCUGGCCUCAUGACCUUGGAGGCGUCUACAGACAACGCCGGCUCUUCGACAUAGAAAUGGAGAUGAGCACCAACCCCCAGAGUCAGACACAACUACAUGUCAAAAGGAAACUUUUAAAUAUAAAACCUUUACCUUUGUGAUCCUUUUAUCCAUGAAUUCAAUAUCCAUUUUUUCACUUACAAAGAAAUAAUCCUCCUAAAUGUUUUGGGCCUCUCUAGAUCCUCCAGUACAAUUCCACGGUAUGUUUCCAGCCCAAGUACAAUCAAAAUAUAAGGUUCACUUUUAUCCAUGGUUUCAGGUUUCCAUCCGGUUGCAGGCCACAUCCCCUGCCCUGCGGAUAUGAUCAUUGUACUGUAUUGCUUUAUACUCUCUUGAUUCCUUCUAUCAUCUACCAAAUUCCCAGUAAGUCUUUUUAUAUAUAAAUAGAAGGUCUGUGUUAAUCACCAAAGCAUUACAUGGUUCAAAAAUGCAGCACUCUGGGUUUUACUUUCUCAUUAAAAAUAUUAUCUGUAUGAAGCAAUAUAUCCAAUCUGUUUCUGUUUACUGAAUCUUGACACUUGCACAUUAACGCUGUGCAGAUGCUGUGUUUCCCUCCUCAAAAUCAUCCGCACACUAAUAAAUGCACAGAAAAUGUGAAUACUCUUGAAGAGUGAAAUAGGACUGCCGCAGCACAGUUUAUACAGCAUUCUCAUCUCGAGAUCUCCAUGUACUCUUUAAUAUCUUCGGGUAGCUCUUUGAUGUGUACAUAAGAGUUUUUGCAAACAUCAUAAUUCUUUGGAUUAGGACACCUGUCUGUUUCUGUUAGCUGUCAUCUUCAAAGUGCUACAGUACCUUUAGAUCAUUUGUCAAAAAGCUUUCUUUGCAGUCACCUUGUUUUGUUUGAUUAGUAACGUCGUCUAGGUCUCGGCUUCAGUGGUUUAGCUUCAUACUUCUUGCAGGAGAAGAGAGCAAUAUGCAGUUACACCUUGAAAAGAAGGUGGUGAUGGUGCUGAGGAACUCGCUGGAUUGGGGCCACUGUUUUUCUGCUAUGAGAUGAGCUCAGAAAAUGAUACUGGGUUGUUCCAUCUGAAAUUAAAGCAAGUGCUUUUGGGCUGCAGUCUUAUACACAAUUACCCAGGAGUAAAUCCAAUUGAAUAUAGUAGGAUCUACUUCUGAUUGGACAUGCAUAGGAUUGCACUAUUCCGUCUGUCCUAGGGUGCAUCUACACCAGGCAUGGACAAACUUUGGCCCUCCAGCUGUUUUGGACUUUGAGUCCCACAAUUCCUAACAGCCUCGGGCCCCUUCCUUUUACCCCUCAGCCGCUUAAGCGGCUGAGGGGUAAAUGGAAAGGGCCCGAGGCUGUUAGGAAUUGUGGGACUCAAAGUCCAAAACAGCUGGAGGGCCAAAGUUUGUCCAUGCUUAAUCUACACUGUAGUUUGGCACCACUUGUAACUGUCAUGACUCAAUGCUAUGGAAUUACUGGAGUUGUAGUUUUACAAUUAUGGAAUGGAAUAUAUGUUAUGGAAUUCUGGGAGUUAUAGUUUCACAAGGAUUUUAGCCUUCUCUGCCAAAGAGAGAUGAAGCUUUACCAAACUGCAACUCCCAGGAUUCCAUAGAAUUGGGCUUAUGACAAGUUAUAGUGGUGUCCAACAGCAUUCAUUCUAUCGUGUAGAUGCGCCCCUAGCAUUCACUGUAUUCAUUGCACAUGCCCUUUUAUUUUUAUGGAAAUCAGGUGAAUUUAUUUGUUUUGUUUUGUUUUUUUAAAAAAAAAUAAGUUAAAUUGAAAAUAUGUAGAAAUUAAUUUACAUGAAAUGGGAAGAAAUGCUUUGAGUUGUAAUAAAAAGCUUUUGUGACACGUGGUGUUUUAUAUGUCAUGUACAAUAAUGUAAAACCAAUGUUAAUGUUUGGUAUAAUUUUUUAAAAAAUUCUUAAAGGGCACUUGAAUGAUUCUUACAAGUGAAGACAAAAUUUUUUUGUUUCUUAAUAAAUAUUUUAUGGUGUGA